AUGAACAAAUAUUUAAUAAUAUUAUUUAGUUUAACUUUAUUAAUAUUAGAAUCUGGUUGUUCAGUUGAUAACUAUUUACUUGUUCAGCAAUUCGAUCAACCUUCGUGUAGUGGCAUUGUUCUUACUUCAGUAUUCUAUCAAACGAAUCAAUGUUUUCAAGGCAUCUUGGCAACGUGUAACUCUCAGACAAAUAUAGCUUCACUUUCGAAUUAUAACAAUACAGAAUGUGAAGGUUCACCUUCCACUAUGAAAUUUCAACUUGGUUGUAAUAGUUUGACUGGCUUUUCAUGUAUCGAACAAUUACCUACAGACAUACCAUCGACCGUUGGAAGUAGCAACUAUUUCAAUUCAACAUGUCAGAAUGAUCCUUAUUAUGUUGAACUUAAAACCAUUGGCAUAUGUACAAAUAGUGCCGUUGUACAAUGCAACUCUACCGAAUUAACAAUCUCGAAAUUUGAAAAUCAAGAUUGUACAGGUCAACCUUCAAACCAACAGCAUAUCCUUAUAGAUACACAAUGUAAAAUUACAACAAAUGGAUCAUCUCAAAUAAUAUGUAAUAGUUAA
Molecule: messenger RNA, 564 nt
Organism: Heterostelium album PN500
Lineage: Eukaryota; Evosea; Eumycetozoa; Acytosteliales; Acytosteliaceae
Exons: 1
Coding region: 1-564 (187 amino acids)
Source: RefSeq, a predicted model, not a curated record